UCACGCCUACAGUUGCUUGUUGAGAGAAGCAAAAAAUGGAUAUGCCCAAACUACAAUAUGAAGCCGUGAUCACCGUGCCUCCGUUGAAGAUAACAGUACCGCGGCGAGUUCGCCGAGUUUUGGUGAGUGAUCCCAACAUCGACGCAGGAAAGCUCCGCGGGUGUUACCAAGUGGUUAUGUACUAUGAGAAUGUGAACGAAGAAGAGGGCUUUGGAUGGGUUCUUGCUGGGUGGAUCGUGGAGUCGCUGGGCAUAGCUCUCUCGGAGAACCCAAUGCUCGCCGGCCGGCUCCAGAAGAAGGCUGAUCAAGGAGAGGGUGGUGACACGGAAAUGGAAAUUGUCUCUAAUGAUUGUGGCAUUCGAAUGGCGGAGGCUCGAAUCUCCAUUGCUCUCUCUGACUUUCUUGAAUCCAGCGACAGGCAUAAUCUUGAGCACGACCUUGUCUUCUGGAAGGAUAUCGACGAGCAGAGCCCUGAGUUCUCACCCCUGUUUUAUGUUCAGGUGACCAACUUCAAGUGUGGAGGGUAUUCCAUCGGCAUCAGCUGCAGUCUGCUGCUGGCAGAUUUUCUGGUGGUUGAUAAUUUCCUGAAGAAAUGGGCAGACAUACACAAGAACGAGGCUCUACGUAAUGGAGAGACAAAAACCCCGUUAUUUUACCAUCCUCGUCUGAAAAAUCCCGAGGUUCCUCCACCAAACAUAAUUCGACGUACACCAUACAAAAACGGUGGUCAAAGCUUAUUGUUCAAAAUCACUUCUGAAGACUCCGAGUUCGAGAGAGAAUCAGCUCGGCUUUGUGUUCAGGAGGCUGAGAAAAGGCUGCAAAGAAAAAUGGGGUCCAAGUUUUCUUUGUUUGUGAAAGAACGAUCUGAGGCAAUGAAGGCGGAGACUUGUGCAUAUAAUAGGCAGGCGCUAGGCCGAGGCCUCAAGAAUCAAAUGACCAGUACAACAUGGGAUGAGUUCGGAGCGUACGACAUAUCGUUCCAUGAAGAAAAGAAGCCUGUGCAUGUGUCUCGUUGGAUUGGAUCGGCUUCUGAAGGGAAUGUUGUGGCAGUCAAAUAUCCAAAGGAAGGUGUUUCUGCUGUGAUUGUAGUUACACUUGCUGCAGAAAACGGAAUUCUGAAUUGAUGCAUAUGAAAUGUAAGCAAGAACAUUUACCUGUGAACUAAACUUGCUGCAGAAAACGGAUUUAAUUUGUGGGCGUCUUGUAAACUUAUAUCUUACUCGUCAAAUUGUGAUCUGUAGAAAUUUGCUUGGCGUAAAACUUUACGAGUUUAUGUGUUA
Molecule: messenger RNA, 1280 nt
Organism: Neltuma alba
Lineage: Eukaryota; Viridiplantae; Streptophyta; Magnoliopsida; Fabales; Fabaceae
Product: tryptamine hydroxycinnamoyltransferase 2
Exons: 4
Coding region: 36-1124 (362 amino acids)
Molecular function (GO): acyltransferase activity, transferring groups other than amino-acyl groups
Source: RefSeq, a predicted model, not a curated record